UAAUAACUACACAAAUACAAAGAUAUUUAAUUAGAUUGGACACCAUAAAAUAUUCCCAACAGCAUCCCUAAUGGUUGAAGCCCAAAAGAAAACAGGUGAUCCAACUCGUUUUCCAGAAGAUAUUGAAAGCUUGAUUGACAAAAAAGGAAUAUUCAAAAUACAGCUAAAGAAGAGAGGUGAAGAGAAUGCCUAUAAAGGUAGUAUUUCCCUUGGAGUUGUUAGUAUGAUUCGAGAUCCUAAUGUGUUGGCAAUGUAUGAAGGAAAGCAUGAGCAAUUGGUAUCAAAUGAAAGCCAUGAGUGUACUCCGGAGAAGAUUGGUUCAUGUUCAAACUUGGAAGGAAACGACAACUCGAUAAGAGAGAAGUCUACUGUUACUAAGGGCAAGGGAAAACGGAUUUCAGCUGAGAAGGAGGUUACUGCCCCCAUUGAGCUCUCAGAUUCGCCUGUUGCUUCUACACAAAGAGAGGUGGUUGUUGAAUUGGAUGACGAGAUAAAAAGGAAUCUCAAUGAUGAGUUUUCAAGCAAUGGGAAUGGAAAGAAGGUGAAGAUUAAAAUCAAGCAGGAAAAACUGUAAUUGGGGUUGCAAAGAAGUGAAGAUAACGUUUCGGUUUUUUUGUGGAAACAUCUAAUGCGGUGUUGGUUUUUUAUGGAAAAUUGUAUCAAGGGGCCGUAUGUAUUUUGGAAGUGAAACACUAUGUGUGACAGACUUCAAAUAACCUAUAUUAUGGCUAUAGUGUGGUGUGCUAAUUAGAUGCUGUUAAGUUGUGGACGUAUUAUACCUUGGUCCUCUAUAGAUUGUGUAUUUCUUGAGCAAUUGCAGGUUUUCUACAGAGAGAAGAAAUUGCUG
This is a messenger RNA of Cuscuta europaea, 847 nucleotides long. NCBI's taxonomy places the organism in Eukaryota, Viridiplantae, Streptophyta, Magnoliopsida, Solanales, Convolvulaceae. The record is from the annotation of a GenBank genome assembly.